Molecule: messenger RNA, 669 nt
Organism: Rhinocladiella mackenziei CBS 650.93
Lineage: Eukaryota; Fungi; Ascomycota; Eurotiomycetes; Chaetothyriales; Herpotrichiellaceae
Exons: 2
Coding region: 1-669 (222 amino acids)
Source: RefSeq, a predicted model, not a curated record
AUGCCUCCAAAACCCUCGGUCCGAGGAGAGUACAUUGAAACUGAAACUGGCAACAAAAUCAGUCGACGCGCCAGCGUCCUCGGACCCCGCCACAUCAUCCUCGCCGGCAAAUGCGUGAUCCAACAGGACGUCGUGAUCCACGGCGACCUCGUGCGUCCACCGCAGCCCAAACCCGCCGCCCAGAGCGCGAGCGAUCAGAAAUCCUCUUCGGCAUCCCAGGACCAAACCUCCAUCCACCUCGGCCGCUACGUCUUCAUCAGCCCUGGCUGUACGCUUCACCCUCCCUCGCGCCUCACGACCGUUACCGGCGCCAACGGCGAGCCCCAACAGAUCAUGACAUACUUCAUGCUCCGCAUUUCGGACUACGUGUACGUCGGACCGAACACGCAUAUUCGCGCCGCCGAGAUACGGAGUAACGUGUACAUUGGCGCGAAUUGCACGAUUGGGAAUAUGGUGAUGAUUAAAGAUAAUGUGAAGAUUCUGGACGGGACGGUCUUGCCGCCAAACACGGUCUGGGCGGGCGGGACGAUUGUCGCGGGCAGGCCGGGUAGAGUGGUGGGAGAGAUCGGGGAGGGUUGGGCGGCUGGAGGGACGAGCGGGUCGACGGUGGACGAGGGCGUGGGAGUCAGGAGUAGAGAGAGAUGGGCGGCUGUUGGGAAUAAGAGGUGA